UCUUCAUUGUUUUGAACAGGUCAAGAUGGCGGAGGAGGAGAGCAGGUUGAAGCACAGGAAUUACUGUGAUAAUAACUGCAAAAACCUUGUCUUGGACGAAGAUGUACAUGGAGUUCAGGACAUGUCCAUUCAGAAAGGCCUAAAAGUUCUGUGUGACGGCGAUGCAAUGCCCUUUGUAGAAGAACAGAAGAUGGCUGAGCCGGUCCAGGUUGUGGUGGCCAACGAGGAUGAUCAUGAGUUUGUUUUAGACGAGGUUACCCUGGAGCGGAUCUUGCUGCAGGAAAACAUCCGAGACCUCAACGUUGUAGUGGUGUCUGUUGCUGGAGCUUUUCGUAAGGGCAAGUCCUUCCUUUUGGAUUUCAUGCUCCGGUACAUGUAUAACCAGAAGUCAGAUUUCUGGCUUGGAGGGAAUGAUGAGCCCCUUACAGGCUUCAGCUGGAGAGGAGGUUGUGAGCGUGAAACAACAGGCAUCCUCGCAUGGAGUGAAGUAUUUGUAGUGGAGAAACCUGAUGGAAACAAGGUUGCUGUUUUGCUUAUUGACACACAGGGAGCCUUUGACAGUCAGUCCACUAUUAAGGACUGUGCUACUCUUUUCGCUUUGAGUACCAUGAUCAGCUCUGUUCAGGUAUAUAAUUUGUCACAAAAUGUACAGGAAGAUGAUCUUCAGCACCUUCAGCUUUUUACAGAAUAUGGAAGACUUGCCAUGGAAGAAGUCUAUUUAAAACCAUUUCAAUCCCUAGUGUUCCUCAUAAGAGACUGGAGUUACCCCUAUGAACAUGCUUAUGGCCUUGAGGGAGGAAAGACAUUUCUAGAGAAAAGGCUUCAGGUGAAACAAAACCAGCAUGAAGAGCUGCAGAAUGUCAGGAAACACAUACACUCCUGCUUCUCAAACAUCAGCUGCUUCCUACUGCCUCACCCAGGCCUCAAAGUUGCCACAAACCCCAACUUUGAUGGCAGACUCAAUGAUAUUGAUCACGAGUUUAAAAAGGAGCUGAUCAACCUUGUUCCAUUACUACUGGCCCCUGAAAACCUUGUUGAGAAGGAGAUCAGUGGAUCCAAAGUCACUUGUAGAGAUCUUGUACAAUAUUUUAAAGCUUAUAUGAAGAUAUACCAAGGAGAAGAACUGCCACAUCCUAAGUCAAUGUUACAGGCAACAGCUGAAGCAAACAAUCUUGCAGCUAUUGCUGGAGCCAAGGACACAUACAACAAAAAUAUGGAGCAGGUAUGUGGUGGUGACAAGCCCUACAUUGCUCCCACAGACCUGGAGCACAGGCAUGCCAAGUACAAGCAGGACUCAGUGCAGCAGUUCCGGUCAGUCAAAAAAAUGGGUGGGGAGGAUUUCUGCCGGCGAUAUCAGGAGCAGCUUGAGGCUGAGCUGGAUGAGGCCUAUGCCAAUUUCGUCAAGCACAACGAUGGAAAAAACAUUUUUUAUGCUGCCCGUACACCAGCCACAUUAUUUGCAGUGAUGUUUUCCAUGUAUGUUGCAUCCAUGUUGACCGGUUUUCUUGGCAUAAACUCUGUAGCCACAAUUUGUAAUUUCAUCAUGGGUAUAGCACUGGUGUGUCUGUGCACCUGGGCAUACAUCAAGUACUCUGGCGAGUUCAGAGAAGUGGGCAGCAUGAUUGACCAGGUGGCAGAGCUGUUGUGGGAACAGAGGACUCCUAGAAAGGUGCUUUCCAAAGUAUUGCAGCUGGCCAGGAGUCAAAUCUCAUGGGGUUUCGUCUUGCCAGCGCAGAGAAAACGACUGUCCUCCAACAACAAUGUCAAGAAGAAAAAUUAAAGGCAACGUUUUUUGCUAGCUAUAGGAACCCCCUUUUAUGACUUUAUAUACAUAUUAUACACACAUAAUACAUGCACUUUUUGCUUCAUUACCUAUUGGUUGUAACACCAUGCUGAUUUGAUGAUCACUGUACACUGAUUGAAUUGAAUUCCAUUUUAUUGCAUUGCAUCAUAACAUAUGAAUACGUCUCAAGGCGCUUUACAGAGCCCAACUUGAACUUGAACAGCACAUGUUGGAUGCAGAUCAGCACUUUGGACCCCCCCCCCCCCCCGCCCUAAUACUCAUUCUGAAUUAUGAUUUUGUUUUCUGUGGAUGGCUGUGCUUACUUUGACUGACAUCUGUUGGAUUUUUAUGAAGACCAUCUCCCCUCCACUUUUCACAACACACUUUUUUUUCUCCAUUGGAGUUGAAGCCACUUUAAUUAGAUGGAGCAUAAAUUCAAGACAGAUGUAAACAAAGGCUUCACUGGGCAGGUGUGGCAGCACACAAGUCCUGCUCACUUUUUGUAGUACCAAAGUUUACAUACUGAUUACUAAACCUUAUUUUGUACAUGCUCCACUCGCCCCAGGUAGAUGAAAAGGCGUUUGUAUGUAAUUAUAAUGGCAGUUGUGAACUCAGCAAUGCCAUUACCUGUUCCACUACACCAUCAUUAUUGGAGCUAAGUUGUCUUAAAGCGAGUCGACACACUACCAGUGGAAGGCUGCCCACGAUCAUCCACAUUCAGAUUUUGAGAUUUGAUUAUUCACAUUCAUAUUUUCUCUGUGAUGCUAAACACUUAAAAAAAGCAUAAUCUGACUUGUCUUAAUGUUGUGCACUGUUCAGUAUACACUACAAACACAAGAACAUUUAUGAUGGCCAUUUUUUUUUUUUUUUUGCAUUAUGCACUGUUAUGUAUUACUAUGACAUGUCAUCGACAAUUCCAUCCAAUUCCACCAUGACCAAUACGGUGUUAAGGGUUUCCUUUCUUCUUUUUUAAAAUAACUCAUCACAACUGAGGUCACAUGUUAUGAGUUGUAAAUGUAUAUUUAUAAAAUUUUCUGUAUUUUUUUUUCAUAGCUUAAAGAACAGUGGUUUUCUGUAGGUCUAAUUGCAGUUUGUGUGAAGAAUGCAUUGCGUCUGGUGUACAUUUCUGAACAUUGUUUUAUUUGCCUCGAGCAUCAAACUAUUCCACCCAUGCUCACCAAGCAAAUGGAAUGUUUAUAAUUCCUCUUUUUUGUUGCAUUGUACAGUUACUUCUGUAAUUUAUUUUUGAAUACUGGAAAAAAUAAAACCGCUAUACAUAAA
Molecule: messenger RNA, 3064 nt
Organism: Alosa sapidissima (American shad)
Lineage: Eukaryota; Metazoa; Chordata; Actinopteri; Clupeiformes; Clupeidae
Product: atlastin-2-like
Exons: 14
Coding region: 26-1780 (584 amino acids)
Biological process (GO): endoplasmic reticulum organization; protein homooligomerization
Molecular function (GO): GTP binding; GTPase activity
Source: RefSeq, a predicted model, not a curated record